Molecule: messenger RNA, 1496 nt
Organism: Physella acuta
Lineage: Eukaryota; Metazoa; Mollusca; Gastropoda; Physidae
Product: 3-keto-steroid reductase/17-beta-hydroxysteroid dehydrogenase 7
Biological process (GO): cholesterol biosynthetic process
Cellular component (GO): endoplasmic reticulum membrane
Molecular function (GO): 3-beta-hydroxysteroid 3-dehydrogenase (NADP+) activity
Source: RefSeq, a predicted model, not a curated record
AGUUUUAAAAGGGGAAACUACUCUAAAUAAAUUUGUAUUAAAGGUGUUGCUAAUAAUUUUUUGCCAAUCAACAUGUCGUCAAGUUUGCAAAUGAAUCGGAAAGUCGCUGUAAUUACUGGAGCAAACACAGGCAUAGGAUACAGUUUGGCAGAGAAACUUGUGAAAGCUUAUCCCACAAUAAUACUCUGUUUAGCUUGUCGGAGUAAUGAGAAAGCCAAAGAAGCCGCAAAAGGUUUAUCAGAAUUGAGCUCAGAAGCUAGAAUUGAUAUUGUUAUUGUGGACACAUCAAAUGUAGAUUCAGUAUACACUGCUGCUGCAACAUUACGAGAAAGAUAUAAUCACAUAGAUUAUUUGUACCUUAAUGCUGGAGUUAUGACAGUCAGAGGUGUUGACUGGAGCCAUUUUUGGCAGGGACUGUUUUCAAAACGAAUAUUCUACAUGUUCACCACUGGAGAAGGUUUACUAAUACAAGAAGAUGGAGCAACAAAAGAUGGCCUGAUGCAUGUUUUUCAGACAAAUGUUUUUGGCCAUUACAUGCUGAUAAAAGAGCUUGAGAGUCAUCUGGGUAAUGUUUCAGAAAAGAGUUGUUCCCCAUCUCAGUUAAUAUGGACCUCAUCUAGUGCUUCGCAACGUGAUGCAUUUAGUUAUGAAGAUUUCCAGCAUAAAAAUGGUAAAGAUCCAUACGGCUCAUCUAAAUUUGCUAUUGAUGUUGUUAGUGUUGGUCUUAACAAUAGGCUCAAUAAACAGGGUGUGUAUUCCCAUGUUGUUUGUCCUGGUCUGGUCAUGACAAAUAUGACUUAUGGAAUCCUACCUCAGUGGUUUUGGACCCUUGUUUUCCCCAUUAUUUGGCUACUUAGGUUUUUUGUUCCUAGUAUGACUAACAGUGCAUCCAAUGGUGCUGAAGCUUUGUAUUGGUUAUCAUCACAAGACCCUUCCUCUUUAGACCCCCAGACCAAAUACCUCAGUGAAGUCAAUAUACUAGGACAGCCCCAUGUAUCAAAAAAAAAGAUGAACAUUGACCCAGAUAAAGCAGAGAAUUUUCUACAAGAAUUGGAUAAACUUGACCAAACUUUGAGGCACAGAUGAUCUAAAUUUACAUUUAGAAUGUUGUUUUAUUAAGACUGGGAACAAAUGAGUUUGGAUUGUUUAGAAGUGAACAUUUUUACAUACAUUAAUGGUUUUACAGCGUGUUAAUUGAUUUUUUAAACAUUGGUAAAUUGUAGUUGUCUCAAAUGAUAUUUAAGACUUUAAUAUUUGUUGGUUUUCUCAUUAUAUUUAAGUUAUCGGAAUUUUAGUUUUAUUGAUAGUGUUUUUAGAAAUCAUAGUGCCUUUGGGAACUAAUUUGUUAGUAUUAAAAUUAAAACAUUUGUAUAGAUCUUUCUGUUGGUCCUGACGUGUGUGAAUGUUUAUUCUGUUCUUAGUUUAUCUUCAGUAUUGUACUUGUACCUCAUUCUCUUUGUAUUGAUGUAGAUCCUUUUGAUACUUCAUAACCUGUU